UUAUUAGUGCUGGCUGAUCCUUUAAAUUCCCUGGAUAUGAUUCGAUAUCCGAACUCAUUUAUAAAAAUUCCUUCAUUAGUCUACAUACAUACUCUAUUUUUUAUCAAUAUCCAUCCAUCUAGAGAUCGAUUUAGGAGGGUCAUACACGAAUCUAAAUCAUUAUCUCGGAUAAUAUCAUCUCGGUAAUCGGAAUUUUUCUUCAGCAAUCUUCUCAAUCCAAUUUCUAUUUCCAAUCAUAUUCAUUCUUUUAUAUUUUUUAAUUAUUUCUCCCAUUUCUAAGAAAUUUUGAAUUAUUUUUUUCGACAAAAUUAUAGACAAAUUUAAUUAUUUUUUAUUUUUUAGACACACAUAGAUAAUUUGCUUUCAUUUAAUAAUUAAAAAAUAUUUUUUUAAAAAAAUCCUUCCAUAAAAAUACAACAUUAAAUUAGUAAAAAAUAUGCCACCUUUAUCAUUCCGUGUAAAUGAACAUUAUGCCCAAUUAUCUGAAAUAAUUCCUGGUUUAUUCAUUUGUGGUGUUAAUGGGCUUACAGCAGCGAAUAUUUGUGUUUUUCGAAUUCAAUUAGUUGUUAACUGUACACGAGAGGUUCCGAACCUUAAAUGUUUGGGGCAAGUACCAAGAAUGAAAUUGUGGGUUGAGGAUACUCCUGAAGAGGAUUUAUUUGCUCAUUUUGAUUUGGUUGCUGAUCAGAUGCAUGCCAUUAUUCGUGAUGGUGGCGCCGUUCUUGUCCAUUGUGUUGCGGGUGUUAGCCGUUCAGCAAGUAUUUGUCUUGCCUAUUUGCUCAAAUAUCGAACUCGGUCAUUACGUGCUGCUUAUCAUUUAAUGUGUGAAAAACGGCCUUUAGUUAGACCAAAUAUUGGAUUUUGGAGGCAAUUAAUUCGUUAUGAACAGUUAAUCAAAGGUAAUAUCGGCUCAGUGCGAAUUGUGAGAGAUGAGGCACAGCCUGAUAAAUUACUUCCUGAUGUUUACCUCAAAUCUGUCAUUCCUGAUAAAUAUAGCCGUCCAUUGUCUCCCACAACUGUUGGAGAGGAUUCUUCAGUUCAUCAUUUAAAGCCUAUGGCCGAUGAAAGUUAUUUGUCUGGACAUACUUCUGGUUGGCAUCGUCGUCGUUCUUCUUCUGGAGGUUCAGAUCGUGUUCGCUUUGUUCCAGUUUUGGAGCCUUUGGCUGAACUUGCCGAAGCUGCAGGAUAA
Messenger RNA from Meloidogyne enterolobii, 1189 nucleotides. The record is from the annotation of a GenBank genome assembly. Lineage: Eukaryota; Metazoa; Nematoda; Chromadorea; Rhabditida; Meloidogynidae.